GAAGCUCCAGAAAGACCAAUCUGGAGACUUGCAUCUAAGUCUUUUGGGUUUGGGUUUUUUUCUUUUCUGGUAAAAUCUACAUACUUAAGGGAACAAUUGUCUAUGGAAACUAGUUUCCUAUCCAGUUUACAGUCUGGAAAAGCCUGAUCCUAGCUGCUGAAGUGACCCCAAAGACUGGAGAACAGGAGUCAGACUGUUUGGAGAGGUUGUCUGUGAUGAGUGAUUUCCAGAACCAGUGACAUGAUGGAGUCAUGGAACAAUCAAUGAAGAUUAACUGUCCAGAGGUUUUCAGAAAAGCUCUUAAUAUACUGCUGCAUGUUAGAAGUUGUCAGCACCCUUGGCAAGCACUAGAGAUGAACAUGAAGGAGUUGUACUUUUCUGGAUGUGAUUAAUUCUGGCACAGCACUUGUUCCCAUGGCUGAGCCCUGUGUGCACUGCUGUUCUUGUCAGGGUUUGGAGUCAGAUGGAAUCAAUGGAAACACCCAAAAUUAAUAACUGCAGGGAAGUGGGCCCAGCCUGGGACACUGCACACAGGAUGGAAGCCAAAGACUGCUUUACAGUGGGAUUUGAUCCCAGUAGAUCUGGAGUUCAAGCUGGUAUUUUAGGAGCAGAAUAUGACUGAACAGCUCAUUAACUACAGGUUUCAGUCCAGGGACUGUGCUGGCCAUUCACUACCAGGGUCAAAUGCUGACCAUGUCCAUGGAGUCUUGCAGCCUCUGAGGCUGCCUGAGCAUGAUCUUCAAUAGCAUCAGCAAACUGUGUGAGCUCCUCCCAGAGCAGAAGGGAUUUGCUUUCCUGCCAUGAAAAUGCAAGUGACCGAGGAUGGAGGAGGAAGUUGUGCAUUCUGUUCCAUUUCCCAGGAGUCUGACAUUGUCCUGCAGGCCAGUGUUGAGCACUUCAGUCCCAGGAACAAGUGGCAUCUCCAGCACUGCAAACAUGUUCCAGGCUGUGGCCCUGCUCAGGAUGCAACUCCAGGCAAACACAGCAGAAAUAGAAAGGAAAAUGAGACCAAAAUGGAUCCAGAUCAGUUUCUGAGCACCUGCUGGAAGUGUUGUUGUUCUGGACCCCAUGUCCUGGUGUAGCCCCGUUCAGCCUCACACUGACCCUUCAGAGCUUGCAUAGACUCAGGAGUCAAACAGAAAGCUGGGUGCAAAGUGGCCUAGGGCUGGAUAAAAACUAUUAUGGAGUCAUGGGUGUUCCAUCUGCAGAUGCAUUCCAAAUAUGCAAGGUAAGAUCCCUUAAAGCUCCAUGAAGCUGAAGAGAGACAUUUUUUUACUUUAUAGUCAAACUUUUUUUGACUUCGUAGUCAAACUUUUAUAAUGUAAUUGAAGUAGAAGAGCUGACUUGGGAUGGUAAGAACAGCAUCUUGAUGCUAUUUAUCUUCAUUCAGAAUCUCAUGUUUUAAAGCUCACAUGUCUUUAACCUCAGAUGACAGGAAACUCAGCAGAUUUUCAGAAGAAGAGGAGAAGCUCAAUACAGGUGUUCUUAAUAACUGAGGGAUCCUUUGGGAAUCAUCAACUUUGAAUGUCAAACAGAACUUCCUCUGAAUUAAGCAGGUUGUUUGGGUUUUUUGGUCUGGUCUGCUUCAGAACUGUCUCAUUCUCUCAACAGCCUCUGUCAAGAUUAUGCUCAGCCUUGCAAGCUGUGUUUUUCCUGUGCCACUGUUCCUAGUGUGUCCUACUGUAGAAAUUCCCUUCUCCCUCACAAGAAGCUGAUGCUUUUACCUUGUUCUUAAUAUACCAAGCAGUCACACGACACUUGAAGAUUAUAUCACUAAUGAGGCUUGACUAUUUCAGGAUAGAAAACAAAACAGAGAACAACUGUUCAUGUGCACAGUCCUUUUGGCAGGCUGACAAGUCAAGAGAAAUAAAGAACUUCAGCUCUGCUCCGUCCUUCUGAUUGUGCAGAAGCAUGGAUGCAUGGUAGGAUACACAGAGAAGGGAUAAAUCACUAUUAAUUCACAAGAAAAUAAUUCUGCAUAGGACAGCUUCCAUUUUAUAUAUUUCUAAGAGCUCUAAUUAUGCUCACUGUAUGAGCACCUAUUAGAAAUCGUGCUUCAUGAUGCCUGCUCUGAGGUUUUUUUAAGGCAAGGUUAUUCCUAGAGUUUUGUUCUUCAAAAGUCUUUAAUCCUGUCUCUAAUUGUCUCAAUGAAAAGUGUGAAACACUCUGUGAACUCCUGGUUUUAGAAUAAAAGCACUCUGAUGGUCUGACAUCAAAGAGAAUCAGUGAGGUAGCUGUGCAUUCCUACUCAGUGCUUUAACCAUUUAUUCUUUUGCAAGUGUCUGGGAGCUGUCACCCUGCUAUGUUGUGAUGAAAAUAAUUGGGUAUACUUCUCACUUCUGUUAUUCCCAUAUGAUAUUGCUGCUGGUGAAGAAUACUCAAAAGUGAUGGCUCCAAAGGAAAGUUUGAAGCUUCAAAAGCCAAGUGCUCUCCUGUGCUGAGCUGCUUCCUUCUCAAAGGAAAUCUGCAGAGUUUCACUCGAUAUUCAAGAAUGCACAGCCAUAAGACCACUCCCCCAAAAUAAUGGUCUGCAAAAAGAAGGUACAUUCAAGGAUCCAAACAGUGAGGAGCUCUCUAUGCAAAUGUGGAACCACAACCAAGUAAUUCUGGAGAAAGAUGUAGAGAUAAGCAGAUAAAGAAAUUACAAACUCAGCUAAGAAAAACAUUUAAUAGUUUGUGAAUACUAAGCCACCUGCCCUUAUUAUUUUUUAUUUGUUGCUUAAUGCAGAAUACUAAACCACCUGCCCUUAUUAUUUUUAUUUGUUGCUUAAUGCAGAUAUUUACAAUAGUCCUGUAAAUUCUGUUCUUCAUAUAAACAUAAUGGGCUUGGCAGAAUUUAGUGAAAUUUCUGCUACGUGGAAGAACUAUGUUUGAGCAAGAUGGUGUCUUGACCUGGUGAGAACCUAGGGGUGGGGAAAUUGCUGACAAUCCUGUCUGCUUCAUACUUCUGCUUUUGCAGGCAAGCAACCUCCAGGGAAGUUCAACAGCUGUACAACAAACCAGACAUUUUUGUGGGUCACAAGGUUAUGAGUUGAGCGCUGAAUGCCGUGUGUUGACAGCGUAGAGAUCCCAUGGCUGCCUCUUGGCCAAAACAGCAAAUGUCAGCCUGGAAAUUUCUGCUUCUUAUUUAAAAAAACCUGACAGAUCUCUAAUUCCAAAUCUCUUUUUAAUGAUGUUGGCUCUACAAUGUUUUUUCAAAUCAUGUAUGACAAGUAGCACUGCACUGAACUGAUUGUUCAUUAUAUUUUUACAGACACUAAAUUUAUCCUAGCUCUUGAAUAGGAAAGAUACAAGGCAUUAACUGACAGCCUAUAACUUCUCUAUCUGAUGCCAUCACAUAAUAGCUUCAGAAUGGAAUCCUGGGAACAAAACCCCUCCUGACACUGCUGCACUCUCUGAUUGAGAGCUCGAACUUUUGCAGAUGGAAACAUCUAACAGUCUUAGUAAGAAAAUUUUCUGCAAGCAAAAUUGCUGAAAUGUCUCUUCCUCAGGGUUAAAUUUUAUGUUACCAAUGUUACAGAGCCACCUAGCACACAAUGUAGUUUCUGUGUCCACACAAUGGUACCUUGGCCAGCUGGGCAGUGCCAGCUCUGUUGCAGGAGAGGCAGUCACUGCAGUAAAACAGGUCUCAAGCAGCCCUCCCUCUCCUAGGUCACUGAAAACUGGAUCCACUGACUGAAAAAAGGGGAAAAACCUUACAGUCAAAACCCAGUGCCUGCAGCUUGCUGAUUCCUGAGUUGUUCAUUUGCACUGUGCCACAGCCCAAGGCCAGGCAAAGAGCAAAUGGCUCACCCCCAGGGCAGCCCCUGUAAAUAGGGGUGGGAGACUGAGGUAGGCAAUCACCAGGAUUGUGCAAGGCAGAGAUAAGAGAGGAACCCCUUACCUAAACAAAGCAUAAAAUAACUGCUUUUAGUAGAAAUGCAGAGGAUAUACCUUUUUCUUUUGGCAGCCUUGUCCUCAUGCUAAAAAUCCAGCCGGUUUCUGUUUCACUUGUUUCUCCAGCUCUCUGUUGUGCUGGCUGCCAGGCAAGCCAAGCUUCCCUGUGUACUGCUGUGGCAGAGGUGUGGGAAGUGAAGAGUUCUCUUGCUGAGAUGAGUGUUUGUGCUGGGGCCUUGCAGCCUUUGCAGGUUGAUGCAGACACGAUGGUUUGGAGGGACUUUUGUGGGCUGACAAGGAGAGCUGUCAGGAGGGUGGAACCUCACUAAGAGCAUUCUGGCCCUGAGUAGUCUGUGCGUAAAUACGGGUUUUCUAGGACUUUAAUUCAACAGGGCUGUCCUCUGCUGUCAUGGUUUGGGAUUUUGGGCUGAUGACCCAAGAGUUGUCACCUCCUAGACCACAUCUGUAAAAAGGACUUCCUGCUGCCUCACCAGGUUCCCCUCUCUGCCAUUUCCUGCAUUGGGUCAAUCAUGGCUCAAAGCAUAUUUUAAGGAGGAAAAAUGAAUUACCUGAGACAUCUGCCUCAGGAAAAGGACUUUCCAAACUAGCUACCUCCCAAAUAUAAGUUUCAGGGCAUCUUUCAAAGCCUAAUUCUGAUCUCUGCUGAGAAAUCUCAAGCUGUAUAAGCUUUGGGACCUGAAGACUGCCAUUAAAUCCACACAAUGUGAUUCUCCACAUGGAAUUGUCUAUCCUUCUAGAAGUGUGGAUUGCAAAUCCUGUUUUGGGGUUUGCUUUUUUUCUUUCCAGCUCCGUAAGAUUUAUUCAAUUUUUGUGAGAAAUUUGGUGCAUUUUGCUUUUUUUUAAUCUAAGCUGUUGCUGGUGCUAAUUGUCAUCAAUUGCCUUGGAAAGUGAUGUUAUUGCUGGGAAAACCUGCCACCAUUUUGUCAAAGUGUAAACAGGCACUUGGGCUCUUCUAGAAUAAAGGAUUGGAGCACCCUGGAAAAUUAUGGAUGUAAAUAGUUUUUAGCUCCUGGCUGGCAAAACCAACAGAGAUUUGUGUGAGGUUGAAUUCCUGCCAGGAGUGAACUUAUCUGAAGGCUUACAUUUUGUUUUCAAGUUUUCUUUUAUUUUGAGCUUUGUCUUGUUACCUUCAAGGGUGACACCAGCAAUGCCAACUUCCCUAGUAUUGUAUAAUUAACACACUACAGAAAAUCAGCAGAAGAAAAUCCUUACAGGGUAUUAAGAACUGUCUGGAUUCCAUGGAAUUGGAUAAGAAAUAUAAACCAGGAUUCAAGUUUGUUGUACUAGUUAGCUAAAUACCUUCCUUCUUUUAUUUUAAUAAGCACCAUUGCUCCAAACUUUGAUGGGAGCCUAAUGGAGGAAGCACAAAGAAGAAUAUAGAAAAAUGGUGCUUCUUAACCUCUGCUUUUUAUCCUAAUUACAAUGUUCCUACAGUAAUAGUCUAAUGAUUAUACUCUAUAUGGUACUUUAUCAAAUGAAACCUGACAGGGGAAGCUGCUCUCUGUGGGAAAUCUUUUCUGAAGAUUAAAAUAAAGAGAAAUAAUUGAGGUGAAUAGCAGAAUUCAUCCUGGAUUAGAUUUUUCUCUUUUUACCCAAAUCUGUCAACCAAAUGGUGUUUCCUGAGGCUUCUCUUUUUUUGACUGGUAGAACUGGGAAAAUUAAGAAAAAUUAAGGCCACUUGCCUUUAAUAUGUAGCUUAUGUACUAUAAGUUUGUCACAAGUCUGUGGUAGUUUAAUUUGGGGGGGGUUUCACUUAAAGAGAAUACAUGGGUGUGAUUGCCUCACAUUUGACACUCAUAUUACAAACAAGGGCAAUCACUGUGGUGCAGCCUGUCAGAGUUUUUACCUUAUGAUGUUUCUAUCUGUUACUGCUGUUCUGCUCAGAGAGGGCAGCAAAGGAUUGCAGAUCUUUUGGAAUCCAAAAGGAGCUCAGCUCUGAGAUGUAUUACUGAGGAAAAAUGUGUCUUUUUAAUAUACAAAGGAGAAAUAGGAGAGGCGUUCAGAUCAUUGGUGCUCAAAGAUACUUGAGCUUUUUGUCCUUUAAGGUGUGGGUGUAUGCAAUUAGUGGAGAUUCUGAUAAGAGAAGCACUUAAUCACUUUGAGCUUAGGCAUUUCCUGAUAGGUGUGGAGUCCCUGCAGAAACACAAUGAGCUGCUGAGGAUUCAUCCUCAACUGGAAUGUUGUAUGAUUCAUUUGGCAUGAACAUAAAGGCUGUACAUUUCAACAUAUAAUGAACAAAACACUGAAAUUAUUUGUAGCACGGUGAGAUUAAUGACUGUUGUGAUAUUAGGUAUUUUCAUUAGACCUCAAGACUUUCAGACUGUUUUAAGUUUGGUUGUUUCUUUUCAAUAUGCACAGAUACCAUCAGGGGCUAAAUGCUAUGAUUCAGACACUAUCCCUUUUGCCUGAAGACAGGAGUGUGUUUCCCAGGUAACACCUCAAAAUUAUGCAAAUGGAGAAAUUUAUUAAAUUACUGAUUUGUCAUGGAUAAGUGGACUUAGAAAUGAUUCUUUUUCAUCCUUUCAAUGCUUUGGCUUUCACUGCUAGGAGUAAGAAGUUCAGUUAGCACAGAAAAACCUGCAAAGACAAUUUAUUCCUGCCCAGAAGUUCAGUGCAGUGCUCCUGCAGCCAGUGUCUUCCCAGCUAGAGAUGGUCCCAAAGGUGCAAAGGGUGAGCAGGUACAGAGUCAUGACCACGUAGCAAUACUGAGAAGAAUUGAGAGACCUGUAGAGUUUCCCUGGAAAAGUGAGGCAUUCAGGAAUAAAAGGAACUUUAGAACUACAAGGAGAGAGUGGAAUAAAGUCCCACUUAUAGUAACUGAUGACUUGCAGAGACAAGUAACUGCUUUGGAAACAGAAGCACAGAUUUUGGAGGCUGAAUUCAAUAGACACAAAAAAGAGAGGACUGUGCUUCAUUCAAAUGGCAUCUGUACAAACCACAAACUGGUUUGCAGAGCUGCAGCUAAAAUGGAAAAAGGGAUGUAUUUAUGGGACUUCCUAAGCCUGUUAAGUAGAUCUUUUAUUUAUGCAUCAAAAACUAGUGGAGCAAAUAUUAUCUUGAAGCCUCUGAGUGUUCUCUAUGGGCUGUUAUUUUCUACUACAUGGUCUUUAGCUUCAAGCUGCAAUUGCCUCCCUCUGAAGAAUCUCAUCUUAUCUUACAGUCCUUCAGGUUUCACAGCUGCACAGCGCACCCACUCUGCUGUAAACAACCCACAAGAAAUCAUGUUGUCUUACUCAUCCUACACCCUCAUAGCACUGGCUGCUUUGUUAGUGACUUGCCAUGCAUCGAGUAAAUGCCCAGAAAUUUCUGGGCUGCCUGGUAUCCCUGGAAGGAAUGGUCUGAAAGGUCUGCCUGAUUCUCUGGCCAGCAAAUUUGCUUUAGCAAAUUUGAAGCACCGACUUUUCCAACUUGAGGCUGCACUUGCUUUGAAUGGGAAAAUAAGAAAAGUAGGAGAGAAAAUACUUGCUAGCAAUGGGAAGAAAGCUGACUUUGUAUCUGCACUACAAUCCUGUGAAGAGGUUGGAGGAACUCUUGCAGCCCCCAAGAAUGAUGAGGAGAAUAAAGCUAUUAUGGACAUUGUGAAGCAGUAUAACCAAUAUGCUUACCUGGGCAUUAGAAAGGGGGAGACCUCAGGUCAGGUUAAGUAUUUAAAUGGCAUGCCUCUGAGUUAUAGCAACUGGCACCAGCAUGAGCCCAAUGGCAAAGGGACAGAGAAAUGUGUGGAGAUGUACACUGAUGGCACCUGGAAUGACAAAAAAUGCAAUAUGUACCGUCUCACAAUCUGUGAAUUUUAGAGAAUGGCCUUUCAGCCACCUCAGAGAAUGGAGAAAAUGAAGUAUCUGUGUUUCAGGUUGAUUAAAUUCCUGCAAUUUCUCUGUAUCCUAAAAUAUAAGAUGAAUCAUAUUGUGAUGUUUUUUAGCCUUAGGAAAAUGCCAAAUUUUCUAGGUGAUUAACAUGAUUAAAAUGUGCCUGAACUGA
This is a messenger RNA of Zonotrichia albicollis (white-throated sparrow), 7875 nucleotides long. The record is from RefSeq and is a predicted model, not a curated record. NCBI's taxonomy places the organism in Eukaryota, Metazoa, Chordata, Aves, Passeriformes, Passerellidae.